CGCGCCUGCAUCUCGUGCUCUUUCUCUGGCGGACACACAGGCGCUCACGAGUCGCUCAGUGCCAGCCCCCAGGGCAGCGACCCCCACCACCCAGUCCCGGGGCCCGCCCUUGGCUAGCUGCUGCCUCUCUCCAGACGCCUCCUUUGCGGCCUGGGUCACAGCCACCUGGACCCAACCCUUCGACCACUGCUGCUACAGUCGGGACGUGGAAACAGCCAGAGGCGCCCGACCAACACACACUGACGGUACCUACAGAAUAUUGGAUAUACAGAUCCAGAAUCCAUAAGACUUUAUCACCUUAAAUCAAGGAUUUAUUUGAUAGCCUCUUCUGCCUUUUAUUUAUAACAUAUUUUUAAAAGAAUUAAGAAAUUUGCCAAAAGAGAAUUAAAAAAAUAAUCCUACCUGCACUUUCCAAUGCCUAAGAACAGCAAGGUGGUAAAAAGAGAAUUAGACGAUGAGGUUAUUGAGUCUGUCAAAGACCUUCUUUCCAAUGAAGACUCAGCUGAUGAUGCUUUUAAGAAGAGUGAACUAAUUGUUGACGUCCAAGAAGAGAAAGAUACAGAUGCUGAGGAAGGAUCUGAAGUUGAAGAUGAAAGGCCAGCUUGGAACAGUAAGCUACAGUACAUCCUGGCCCAGGUUGGAUUUUCUGUAGGAUUAGGGAACGUGUGGCGAUUCCCAUACCUCUGUCAGAAGAAUGGGGGUGGUGCCUAUCUUUUGCCAUAUUUAAUACUGCUUCUGGUAAUAGGUAUCCCCCUUUUUUUCCUGGAACUUUCUGUGGGUCAAAGAAUUCGGCGAGGAAGCAUUGGUGUGUGGAAUUACAUAAGCCCCAAACUGGGAGGGAUUGGAUUUGCAAGUUGUGUAGUGUGCUUUUUUGUGGCUCUCUACUACAAUGUCAUCAUUGGCUGGAGUUUGUUUUAUUUUUCUCAGUCUUUUCAGCAACCUCUACCUUGGGAUCAGUGUCCUUUGGUGAAAAAUGCUUCACACACAUUUGUAGAGCCGGAAUGUGAAAAAAGUUCCGCCACCACCUAUUACUGGUACAGAGAAGCACUGAAUAUUUCCAGUUCCAUCUCUGAAAGCGGGGGCUUAAACUGGAAGAUGACCAUCUGCCUGCUGGUUGCCUGGGUUGUGGUGUGCUUGGCUAUGAUCAAAGGCAUUCAGUCUUCUGGAAAAAUCAUGUAUUUCAGUUCUCUGUUCCCAUACGUCGUACUUAUAUGCUUCCUAAUCAGAGCACUCCUUUUAAAUGGUUCAAUUGAUGGCAUCCGUCACAUGUUUACCCCUAAGCUUGAAAUAAUGCUGGAGCCCAAGGUUUGGAGAGAAGCUGCCACUCAGGUGUUCUUCGCCUUAGGUCUAGGAUUUGGUGGUGUCAUUGCCUUUUCAAGCUACAACAAGAGAGACAACAACUGCCACUUUGAUGCCGUCCUGGUGUCCUUCAUCAAUUUUUUUACUUCUGUCCUGGCAACUUUGGUGGUGUUUGCAGUUCUGGGCUUCAAAGCAAACGUCAUAAAUGAGAAAUGCAUUGCAGAAAAUUCGGAAAUGAUCAUCAAACUUGUGAAAAUGGGCAACAUUAGCCAGGAUAUCAUUCCCCAUCAUGUCAACUUUUCUGCUGUUACUGCGGAAGAUUAUCAUUUAGUUUAUGACAUCAUUCAAAAAGUGAAAGAAGAAGAGUUUCCUGCUCUUCAUCUCAAUGCCUGUCAAAUUGAAGAUGAGCUAAAUAAAGCUGUUCAAGGGACUGGUUUAGCUUUUAUUGCCUUUACAGAAGCAAUGACACAUUUCCCUGCGUCUCCCUUCUGGUCAGUGAUGUUCUUCCUCAUGCUGGUAAAUCUAGGGCUUGGCAGCAUGUUUGGAACCAUUGAAGGGAUCAUCACGCCCAUUGUGGACACUUUCAAAGUGAGGAAAGAAAUUCUCACUGUUAUCUGUUGUCUUCUGGCAUUCUGUAUUGGCCUGAUAUUUGUGCAGCGCUCUGGAAAUUACUUUGUUACCAUGUUUGAUGAUUAUUCUGCCACACUGCCUCUGCUAAUUGUAGUCAUUUUGGAGAAUAUUGCUGUAUCCUUUGUUUAUGGCAUAGAUAAGUUUAUGGAAGACCUAAAAGAUAUGCUGGGCUUUGCUCCCAACAGAUAUUACUACUAUAUGUGGAAAUACAUUUCUCCUCUAAUGCUAUUAUCGCUGCUAAUUGCUAGCGUCGUGAAUAUGGGAUUAAGUCCUCCUGGCUAUAACGCAUGGAUUGAAGAUAAGGCAUCUGAGGAAUUUCUGAGCUAUCCAACCUGGGGAAUGGUUGUCUGCAUCUCUCUGAUGGUCCUGGCAAUACUUCCCGUCCCCGUGGUCUUCAUCAUCCGUCGCUGCAACCUUAUAGAUGAUAGUUCUGGUAAUUUAGCAUCUGUGACUUAUAAGAGAGGAAGGGUCCUGAAGGAUCCUGUAAACUUGGAGGGAGAUGAUGCAAGCCUCAUUCAUGGAAAGAUAUCAAGUGAGAUGUCCUCUCCAAAUUUUGGUAAAAAUAUUUAUCGCAAACAGAGUGGAUCUCCAACUCUGGAUACUGCUCCCAAUGGACGUUAUGGAAUAGGGUACUUGAUGGCAGACAUGCCAGAUAUGCCAGAAUCUGAUUUGUAGCCGGGGGCAAGAAUCUGUAGGUUUUAUUUGGUUCAUUUUAUCAAUGAACAUUGGCUCUACUGAGAGAAGCGUUAGACUUCACUUACCAGAGGGCGAUCUCAGGUGUUCCAUGGCUGUGAUCUUUGAUCCCAGCAGUGUGUGUAAAUUCAACUGGAGCAUCCCUUUGGAUUCUUUGGUUUACAUUUGUGUAGAAAGAGUUACAGACGUAGCGUGCAAUGACUGAGGUCCAUGUCGGUCAGAAUUUUUUAAAAUACUUUGGGUGUUUUUUCAAGUAUUUCUAUCUCUAAAAAUCACAGGUGUUACCUCAGUUUCUAAUAAUUUCUGGAUGUCAUGGUAUGGAGCAAUUCGAAAAUGUUUUGCUUCAAAAUGUAUAAGUUUGCCUUCAGGGUAACCCCCAAGAUUACAGUGAACAAUUCUGUAAGUUGGUGCCUCUCAGCACGUUUCCAUGAAUAUACCGUGUAGAUAGGCUGUACUUAUUUUGGUAGCGUCAAUACCUUCUUAGGCAAUUAGUUGAAGAAAACUGCAAAAUAUUUUCUUAUGUAAUAGCUAUAUAGAGCAAUAGUAUCAAAGAAUAAGAAGGCACUAAUGCUGGGAUGAAAGGUGAGAUUCAGAGGUGACUGGGGAUCAUGUGUGUGAUGGUUGUGUAUUUUGUGUAAAAUAUGUGUGUGAAAAUGAUCUAAGACUGAGUCACUCAGCCCUCUCAAGAAUGAUGCAGAUUCUGCAUUCUUCUAUGCCGUGUGCCUAAAAACCUACUUAAUAUUUAUUGUGGUUUCAAAAUUACUCCUAGUAUAUUUAUAUAAUAUACUUGCAAUGUACAUAGAUGUAUAUUAGUACUCUGAGUACUAAUUUGAAAACUUGAAGCAAGAUGGCAUUUUAUUUCAUAUCUUUCUGUUUUGCUUCUGUUUUAUGCAAAUAUAAAUCCUUUUUUUAAGUGAUUGUUAAAAAUCGUAUGGCAUUACAUUUUAAGCUGCAAAUAAACA
This is a messenger RNA of Vicugna pacos (alpaca), 3584 nucleotides long. RefSeq names its product solute carrier family 6 member 15 (gene SLC6A15). Gene Ontology annotation, cellular component: plasma membrane. Gene Ontology annotation, molecular function: proline:sodium symporter activity. Gene Ontology annotation, biological process: L-leucine transport; sodium ion transmembrane transport. NCBI's taxonomy places the organism in Eukaryota, Metazoa, Chordata, Mammalia, Artiodactyla, Camelidae. The record is from RefSeq and is a predicted model, not a curated record.